Messenger RNA from Lineus longissimus, 7063 nucleotides. RefSeq names its product vesicle-associated membrane protein 3-like. Bases 77 to 472 code for a protein of 131 amino acids. The transcript is spliced from 8 exons. The record is from RefSeq and is a predicted model, not a curated record. Gene Ontology annotation, biological process: vesicle-mediated transport; vesicle fusion. Lineage: Eukaryota; Metazoa; Nemertea; Pilidiophora; Heteronemertea; Lineidae. Gene Ontology annotation, molecular function: syntaxin binding; SNAP receptor activity. Gene Ontology annotation, cellular component: SNARE complex; plasma membrane.
UGACAUCAGCCUAAAUUAUCCACCAUUUUGAGAAUAGGAUUUAUUUCAUAGUUUCAGGGGAGAAAAAUAUAUCAAGAUGUCGCAGCCUGGACAACAGCCUCCCAGUCAAGCGGGGCCUGGAGGACCCCCUGCGUCAGCUGGAGGGCCCGGGGGUCCCCCUCCACAACAGGGUGGCAGCAAACGGUUGCAGCAAACCCAGGCACAGGUAGAUGAGGUUGUAGAUAUCAUGCGAGUAAAUGUUGACAAAGUGUUGGAGAGGGAUCAGAAAUUGUCAGAAUUAGACGGACGAGCCGAUGCUUUGCAAGCAGGAGCAUCCCAGUUCGAAGCCAGCGCUGGCAAACUGAAACGGAAAUACUGGUGGAAGAACUGCAAGAAACGUUACAAGUUGGAGCAAAACAAUUUCAAACGACGUCAACGAGAAUACGGAGAAAGUUUUGGUGGAAAAACCUCAAGAUGUGGGCGAUCCUUAUAGCUGUUAUUUUAGUGAUUAUUAUUAUAAUUGUUGUUUGGGUAGUGACCAGUCAGAAAAAGGAGUAGUCUGGAUGGUUUUCCUAGCGCAGAUUAUAAACACGGACAUCUUAUUAUAAAUCUAUCAGACCAGCGAGAGCCAAGAUUCUUCACAUGUGACAAGCAAGACAGUUCUAUAUUUAGAAACGAGGGCCACCUGGCUGUGCAUCUGGGGACGAGGUUCAUUCAUGCAUUCCUUGUGUAGUAUUGUAAUGCCGUGAUGAGGAGUUGAUGUUUUAAGACACCGGGGAUGAGGUUGGUUUUGCCAAGUUGCAGGCUUCGGAAAUAAGGCAUUCUCUUUAUCUUCUACAUGUAAACAUGAUAGGCAAAUGUGUAAUAGGGCAUUGAUGUUAAAGUUGUUGUGAUGCUAUAUCAAAUCAGAGUCUUUCAAUUUAUAUUGAAUUGAAAGACUCUAAUCAAAUAUUGGUUGAUUGGGAGCAUAUCAGGUCAAAUGAAUUCCGUAUCUAUAUAUAUGGUUUUCAAAGAUUGGUGUUUCAGUUAGAAAUCUGAAAAGGCAGGGCAGAAAAGGGUACUAUCUGAAAGUGAAAAGUCCAGGUGUAAUGCUCCGCCUGCUGGGAAAUGCAUUGGCCACUGAUAAAAAAGGCAGGGUAAUGAGACGCAUUUGAGAAAAGGCUGGGUGCCAUGCCCUGCUAAAACUCAAUAGCUAAAACAUGAUGAUUAUAAACUAGAACACAUGGUGUGGAUACUUGAAGUAGCCAACGUCAGCACUUGCAUCAUGCUUUACCCGUUGGUACAAAACCGAUUAGUUGACGUUUAGCCAGCCCAACAUUAGAGAAACAGAUUCCUUGCGAUUUUCUGCAGCCCGCAUCGUGAAUGCAUGCUCCCAGAAUACUUGGAAGUCGUGCAACUUGGCGAAAUCCUCCGUUCAUCAUUCCAAGUUCUUGAGUACUUAUAAAGUUCAUGCAUGUUCUGUAUACCCUAGAUGAAGCUGUACAUAGCCAAUAGCCUUAACGAGUAUAUAUUAAUCAAUUAAGUGAAUUAUUAAUAAGAUUGAGCUUGCAUAUCAAUUCAUCAGACUCUGCAUUUGGAUCUUUCUAACGAGUGUGCUGAUUGUCUCUCCGCCGCAUCAUCCUUGGGUGUAUUUCCUUACAAAUGUUUGAGCAAGACUGAAGGCCUGUCUCCACAUCAAUGUGUCACGCUGUGUGAUGCACUUAUGCAAAGGCCUUGUACGUGUUUAUACCAACAACAAUGCAGUUGCAUUGUUGGCACUUGUCAAAUGCCUGUGGGAAUGGAACAUCAAGUUACGCAGCGUGAAACUCUGAUGUUGAGAUAGGUCUUUAUGCUGGUCAUGAUUUUGAUUGUGAGCAUGCUGUCUACUCAACGUGUUCAAAGGGACAAAGUGAGUAAAGGCCUCCUAGCUCCGAAGAGGUAGGCAAAGUAAUUCCGUGGAAAUUUAGUGCAAUAUGGAAGGGUGUGGUGUCUGAUUGGCAACAAUCGGUGUGAUUUAUUGUCAAAAUAUACUUUAUUCCAAAAGGAAAUUAUGUGAAAACAUGUCAAACAUUUCUGUCUUGCAAAUGCUUUUAUCAUUGGUCAUUGUCUAAACUUUGGAUGUUGAGGGCAAAAGGAGAAAAAAAUGAAUUGCCCCAAGACUUUUGUGGUCAGAUUGGUUCUAUAUUUCAUUUCCACUUGACUGAGAAUUGGAAUUCAUCCGGCCGAUGCUUUAUGGCAGGAUACAGUCUUCCACAGCCUGUGCAAUGGAAAAGUCUGUGUCAUGUUCCAGUAAGAAUUAUGGGAUUGCAAUCUGCACUUUGCGGGUGGAAUUGAGCAAGAACAAUCUGUGAUACAAAACGUCAUAUACCACAGUUCAGUCAUAACGAGUGGGGCUGCCACGGCUGUCUCUGAUGGUUUUUUCCCCAUCUUGUCCUCACCUCCAAAGUCAAAACCUCGCAUUCCCCAGGUGCACGACUGGUGUGUUAAUGCCAUGUUACCCAUGAUUGUGUAUGAUCAAAUUGUAUAUCACAUGAUGCUAAACUUCACAUUCAACAUUGAAGUUUUGUCAUUGUAUAAAGGAUGUCACAAAAUGAAUGAAUUCAAAAUCCGAAUGAUUUGACAUUCGCGUUUUUCUCUCUGUAAUGGUAGUGUGGACGGACGGACAGACGGAACUUUGUGUCUGAGGUUUUGUUGGUUUGAUGUUCAAAAGAUAUUUCAUGUGCGGGGCAGUUCUGAUUGUCUCGUAUCAUGUCAGAAAUGUUUUCAGGUUAAGAUUUGAAUCACUCGGCUUCAAAGUGACGUAAAACAGAAAGAUGAAGUUUGACAUUAUUUUCAUUCGAUAUCUUCAAAUUGUUCUAAAAGCGCAAAUAGAAAGUCAGGGUGGGAAUCAAACUUGAAAAAACACCAGUCUGAAUUUCUGUACAUUUAUUGUAUCUUUUGCAGAAAUGUUACAGAUGUUGUUGUACUGGUGUGGAUGGAAUAACAGUUCUGUCGAUUUCAAAUUAUUUCGCGAUCGUUUGGAAAGAGCUUUGGUACCGCGGCACGAAGUUCAUGUCCGUCUGAAACGCCACCUAGUGUUCAUGAUGAUAAUUACGUGGAGACGUUCCUUUAUCUCCAUUGAACAUUUUUGUAGUUGUUUUGUAGUUCGUCAUUCUGUUCUCUAGCUUUCAUAAGAUAUAAUGAUAUUACAUUGUAUAAAUAUUAUAUCUGACACCUAUCGUGUCACAGAAAACUCCGUAUUUCAUCAUUAUUCUAUUUAAUAGAAUCAUGGAAUUGUCACAAAAUUUCCAAAUUCAAGAUGUACUCUCGUUUCUCAGAAUUAAUUGAAAUGAGGCCAAAAUUUUGCAUUUUGAAGUUCUGUGAGUGUUCAGGUUCUUAGCUCCUGUCCACCCUAGAUUUCGUAAUGGGGUUGCCCAAUUUAACAUUAUUUCACUCGUUGGGUUAUUCCAUUGUCGGAAUCCAGGGGAGGCAAGCUGAAUAAACCCAUUGUGAGUAAGUGUAUAGAAUGUUACAAAAAAAGGUCAAAAUUCUUGCUGGGAUAAAAAUACUAUAAAUCCCAUUUUUGCAGUUGAGUCGAACGCUGCCAAGGAUUUCAACAUCUAGAUUCCUUCCGAGCUUCAUUUUCAAUCAUACUGCUCGAGGAGUCUUUAAUCCUUAACAGUGUUGUUCGACUGCAUGAGGUGAAAAUAGCUUAUUGAAAAAAAUGGGAUCUACAGUAUAAGUGUAAUAUAAAUAUUAACCAUAUUGUGUAGUGAUCCAGUGUCCUAUGUAAGCACUGGAUACUUUGUACAGUUUGUCGUUAGUCUAUAUAAUUAGCAACUCGUUAUGGGUUAAAAAUGCAUGGAAUAUAAUUAUCAGUCAUGUUAAAUUCUAUCCUCACAAUAUAUGCAGGUUAUCCAUGAAUGCACGAGAAAAAAAUUCACUUGGGCCAUAAGAUGGCAGCACUAUUGAGACAGCAAACAUGAAUUUCCACUACCAUUUGUCGUUGAACAAAUUUGCACUUUCUCAGAUUGAUAACUUGUGAACGUUUCCGAACCUCCAUCCCAUGGUGAGUAAUUGCACAAUCUCUGCGUCCAGUAACUGACUCCGUUUGCGUCCGACCUCUGCGAAAGAUGAAACUUCUCUUGUUUUGUAGCUUACCGUUGAAAACAAAUCAUAAAAUAGCUUACAGUCGAAAAAGAUAUCAUGAGAGGAUCUUGGCUGAAAGUAAUCGGCGGCCAUUUUGAACUUUGGCGGCCAUCUUGGAAUUGAGGCUGAGCUUUGUAAGAUCUAUGGUUACUCAGGUAGCCUGGUUUCAGAAUAUCAGAACCAGUUAGAAAACUUUUACCAGAGGUAAUUGGUGCCAACCUGAAGAAAUGUACUCCUUGGCUUAGUUUGAAGCUAGGCCUAGGUACUGGGCUUGUGCUAUUUACUCACUGUGUUCAUUUCUAUUAUUUACACACCUGUGCUAGUUGUAUUCUUGUGUACAAAACGUGUUGUCCAUUUCAUGCCCCGAAAACAAGCAAUUUUCGUCGCUGCAACUGCAUCCAUGAUUGCCUCCAACAGAAAUCUCUCACUUGUAAUAGUCAUUGCAGAUACCUGCGACAAGGCUCGGUGAUUGCAUUAUAUCAGGCACUUUACUAUGAAAAUGCACUGGCUACUACAGCCAAGAUUCACCAUAAUGGAUUCCAUCACACUUAUUAUUAGUAAAUUAUUUAAUGGUUAGUUAUUACUACUUGUGAUUUGUUGAGUUUGAAUUUGAAUUUGAAUGCCGUGCUAUUAGAUGCUACUAUACGCAAUGACCUUUGUGAUAAUAUAUGAAAGUGUAUGCCUGGUGUUGACUUUUUGUUGCAAUAUUCGAGAAAUCUUCGUUUUGAAAAUAAUCCCUCGGUGUUUUGUGGGUUGUCUUUGGAGUUGCUGAUCGGGAGUUGGUUGUUCAGUCGUAACCAUAGCAACCUAAUGCACAGGUUUCAGACCUUAUCAAUGAUGACAAAAUGGCAAAAAGGCUGUAUCCAUGAGCAUUCAUUGCAAAUUGCAACGUUAAACGGCGAUGUGGGUCAGACCUUGAGCUCUAUUUCAGCCGAACUAUGACAAACCAUUGACGUCACAGCAAAGUUUUAUUUCUGCCUUGUCUCGAGCCGUGUGUGUAACCCCUGCCUCCACCCCCACCCAAAAAGAACUAUUCCAAUAUCACAUUCCAAGCGUGUUGCAAUUGUUGCGUGCAUACAGCUCAAUUUGAUGAAUAUAUAAAAUCAAAUUAUUCUAAGAAUGGGUGACUUGUACGCACACGUCCUUAACUCUCACAACCGCACCCUGUAUAUACUAAGUCUGUAGGCCCUGCGUAAUACUGGCCCGCAGUUCUCCGUACUACUAAAUGUUCCCUAAGUUCUAUCAUUCGACUGAUUGGUUGGUUACACCUGGUUAAAAACAAGAUGGCUGCACCGCACUCGACUCAAUGCACAGCUAUGUAACUUACCCUAAACCUAGUUGGGAUCCAGGAUACCGGGUCUUUACCGGGUGCAGGCCGGGGGGUGCGGUACACUGCAAAAAUCCUGUGGUAGCGAAAGGUUUAAUGAAUUUAUGUUGUCACACCAGAUACGACUAAGAUUUGUCCACGCUCUGACACUGUUCGCGCCUGCAUUUAUCUUGCUUGUGUGCUUUGAAAAAUAUUCACCAUACAUGACCCACUUUGGCAUCUGAUGUACGGUUUUACUAUUACUUGUCCUCAGCAGUAACAAUUUUCAGUUUCGUUCCUUGUGUAUAUUAUACCUUGACCAUAAUUGUACAUUUUAGUUUGCACAAUACUUAACACUCCAGUGAUAAAUGUCCUGAAUUAAUAACACACAGUCUGCUUGCAUCACUAAACCCGGCCUAGUCACCACACUGGACAACUCUAACAAAAGUCCUACACAGUUUAAUAGUAAUGACACAAUGUAUUUUCGUCUUAACUUUUUAACUGGAAUCCCACUAGGGACAUUCAUUGAUGAGCCCAUUGCAAUUUGUAAUUUAUAAUGAUGUCCUGUCCCCAGUAUUUGGAAGCUUACUAAGUUUACUAUUAAAAAGUUUUAAAACAGCACCUAGUGAAUAAGCUGAACCUGGUUUUAAGAGCGUACAGUAGCUAUAUUUCAUCUCCUAACUUUAGAAGCAGUUCAUGUACUACAUGUAGUCUACACGGUACACAAGCAUACAGAGCUAUACUAUAGAGCACAACCAUUCCAAUUCAUGAAUUUUGUUAUCCAAUGGGAUGAAUCGAAAACUAAGUGUCGGACGCGACAGAUUUUCUUUUGUCGUACCCACCAGACAACAAAAUAUGAUAUAGCUUUGUAAGCCCAACCAGACAACAGGAUCUAGAGUUUUAUGUCUAGUCUGGGCUUUAUAUAUAGCUUUGUAUGCCCAACUGACAGCAGAAUAUAGCUCUGUAUGUCCAGCUGGACAAUGGAAUAUAGCUUUGUUUGUCCGGUUGGAUGACAGAGUAUACCUCUGUAUGCUUGUUGACGGUGGUUUACAGAACUAUGCAUGUAAGAAUUGGAUUGUAACGGGUAUUCCCAUCAUUAUUCGUCAUCAACAUCAAAUGCAUACCUCGUAAAUGAAGUUGUAGGUUAUAUUAUAUUGUCAAUGUGUUAGAUUUACAUUGUACAGCAGUCUUAUUGUCCAGAAUACUUUAAAAUGCACUGGCAGUAAUUCAACAUGUCUUGAAUGGGCUUGUUUUGAGAGGAGCUUGAAUUGGCUUGACGUGGUGGGGCCUUCCCUCAAAAGAGGAGUGAAGUUUAUGAAUAAUUUAUGUUACCAUUAGGUGAGGUAAGUAAUUUUUGCCAACAGUCUACAGGACGUUUCAAAACAAUCGCACCUAAGCAAUAUUUGGAAUUGGAAUCAGUUUCAGUCAAUUGAAACUUGGAGAAGGUUUGACUGAGGCAUGUUGAAAUGUUGCCGGUAGCAACUUAGCUGGUUAUGUCACAAUAUUAUUGGUAAAAUUUCAAAUUUUGAAUUGAUGUUUGACGCGUGUUUCAAAGGUUGUCAUUCCAUCAUUGCAUUGUUUAGUGAGCCCCCUGUAGGACUUGUAUAAAGUGUACCUUAGUUUGUAGUGGAAGUAUGUCAAUGUAUAUAAUAAAGGAGGUGUAAAAGAAAA